AUGAUGGAAAGUUUUGUUUGCAAAAAAGAAGAAGUAGAUGAUGUAGAGUGGGGAAGUUGCUCGAGGGUGGCUCUACUCCGGUACAAUGAUGAAAGCGAAAAGAACGGAAAGCGGAACGAGCAAAAUUUAUUAUCUGAAAAAGACCUUUUUGUGCUUAGUCCAAAAGCUAGUGAGUCGUAA
Molecule: messenger RNA, 180 nt
Organism: Clunio marinus
Lineage: Eukaryota; Metazoa; Arthropoda; Insecta; Diptera; Chironomidae
Source: the annotation of a GenBank genome assembly